AAUAAAAAAGACAAUGAUGAAAUUAAGCAAAAAUCAAGAAAAAAAAGUUUACAAUCUACAAAUUACACAUCACAUUACUAUCCUGGCACUGAUUCACAACCUGGCGAACCUAAAGAUAAAAACAAAAUUAAACAAACUACAAGCCAAAUACCACAUUAUUGUCCUAGUGCUAAUUUCAUGAUUCAGCAAAUCUUAGAAGACAAUAGCAGAGUUAGUGAACAAGAUUCAAAAAAAAAACUAUACACAAAAGAACAAACUACAAGCCAAGUACAACAUUAG
This is a messenger RNA of Cetraspora pellucida, 279 nucleotides long. Lineage: Eukaryota; Fungi; Glomeromycota; Glomeromycetes; Diversisporales; Gigasporaceae. The record is from the annotation of a GenBank genome assembly.